Molecule: messenger RNA, 1206 nt
Organism: Scomber japonicus (chub mackerel)
Lineage: Eukaryota; Metazoa; Chordata; Actinopteri; Scombriformes; Scombridae
Product: serine/threonine-protein kinase/endoribonuclease IRE2-like
Exons: 6
Coding region: 1-939 (312 amino acids)
Biological process (GO): mRNA processing; protein phosphorylation; intrinsic apoptotic signaling pathway in response to endoplasmic reticulum stress
Cellular component (GO): IRE1-TRAF2-ASK1 complex
Molecular function (GO): ATP binding; protein serine/threonine kinase activity; RNA endonuclease activity
Source: RefSeq, a predicted model, not a curated record
AUGGGACUGGAGGAGCUGGGAAUUGAAGCCCUGAUCUUCCGAUUGGUUGUCGACCGCUCUUAUAUCCUCUUGCAGUUCUAUCUGAGCAUCAACAACAUUUGGAAUGUUACUGGAAGGGUGCGACUGGCUGGCUUUGGUUUAUGUCGCUGGUCACCUGAUGAAGAAACAACCUUGUACACAGGCCGCGCAGAACCACAAAACUGUAUGGCCAGUGAGACUUUGACCGGAGAAGACAACGGACCGCUCAACUGUACCACUGAUAUAAAGGCUGCCGGGAUGCUGGUUGAUUAUGUCCUCUCCAGAGGACAACAUCAAUUUAAUAUCAGUAUUCAUGAAAGGAAAUACAAUUUGGACCAGGAUUUUGAAGGUGUGCUGGCUAAGGACCUUAUUGAGUGGAUGACUGACAAGAAUCCAAACAACAGACCUGGAGUGCAAAACUGCUUGAACCAUCCCUUCCUCUGGUCCCCUAAAAAGAAACUGGAGUACCUGAUAAAUAUUGGAAAGAUGGAAGAUGUGGCAAUGUUUAAAGGAGCCUCCCAGACCUUAAUUUCUUCACUGGAGGCUUACGCUCCGCUUGGAUACUUCAGAGGAUGGAAAAAUAAGUUUCCAGCGGACUUGGUCGAGCUGAUGGAUGGCAAGAAGAAAGAGCCCUGUUACACUGACAAUGCGUUCGGAUUGCUGCGCUUCAUACGAAACGCCCAAGAGCACUAUCUGAAGUACAUCGAAAAAGUUGACGUGAUCUCGGCGUUCCCUCCUCUCUUUGGAUGCGCUUACAAAUUUGCCAAAAGCCAAAGGUGGAAUUUGGAUCCACGUCUGAAGCAAAUGUUUAUAACAGAAGAUGCCUUCUAUUCCCCUCCAGCAACCUCUGAGGAGAAUCUCAGCACCCCAGUUCAAGAAUCUCAGCAGGUUUUUACAGUGCCAUUUACCCUGCUGCAAUGAGUACACCACUACUAUUGUUUUGAUUUGCACACCAUAGGAUACGACUGUCCACCCCAUCUUUCUCACCUGCAGUAUGCUGAAGUCUGUGUGAAAGGGGGGGUCGGGUAACAAUAGGUCCCUCGUCCCCGGAGCACAGCAUGAAGCAUAAGCCUGCUGCAAUUAGGAGAGGAAGGGGAGGACUAGUCCAAUUCUGGGUAGUGAAAAUCUGUCACUCUUGCUUGGCUUCAAAAUCUGUCGUCUACUUGGACCAUUUAUGCCUGAUAUCUG